Molecule: messenger RNA, 2290 nt
Organism: Eruca vesicaria subsp. sativa (arugula)
Lineage: Eukaryota; Viridiplantae; Streptophyta; Magnoliopsida; Brassicales; Brassicaceae
Source: the annotation of a GenBank genome assembly
AGAGUCGAAGCUCAUAUUACUCCUUUCUCAACUAAUCUCUCUCGACAACUCUAUGGUCCCAUCACAUCUUUUUCAAGUUAUCUCUCUCGUUAGAUCAAUGGAUUUGGAUUCUCAUCCCAAGCCGGAGUCGAAGCUCAUGUCACUCAUUACUCAAACAGUCUCUCUCUUCAACUCUAUGAAUUUGGAUUCCCAGCCAAAGCCGCUUUCAGAUCUCAUAUCACGCAUUUCCUCUCUCGUGAAGUCUAAGGAUCUGGAUUCCCAGCGAAAGAAAGAGCGGGAUGACACAUUUGUGAAGUCACUCACAUCCCAAGUAUUCUCUACCAUAAACUCCUCUUUAGAUUCAGUUUCAGAGUCCAGUAUUGAAGCCUUGGUGUUGAAGCAAUUAACACUGGGUUUUACAUCUGCUCUCGGUUUCCAAUACAUCUUUGAAUCGGUAUCACAGCUAUUCCCUUCCCGGGAUCCGGAGUUCAUCGCACUGGUUGCUGAAACAUUGAGUCUAGAGCCGGAGCCGCCGGAGAUAAUAUCACUCGUCAAUCAAAUAUUAUCCCUCGUCAUCUCUAUGAAUUCAAAGUGGGAGAAGCUUAUUUCCUUUUGCUCUCAAGUAGAAGUAAAUAUGGAAGAAGGUAAAUUUCGUGUCACUCAAGAAACCAUGUCAAGGAGAAGGAACAAUAAGUGGGAGUGUCUCCCUUGGAACUGGGAAAUGUUAAGCUUAACAGGAGAAGAAGAUACCCACUUUCUCUGCCGCGGUUGUAAAGGAAAGAACCAUCAUGACUAUGAAAAGGCUCCAGCUGAAAUCAAACACUCUCUCCAUCCAAGGCAUGCUCUUCAGCUUGUUUUUUUACAACCCUAUAGUGAAACAAGGGAAUGUUAUUGUUGUGAUAAAGCUCUCAAAGGGAUACUUUAUUAUUGCUCAGCUUGCGAUAUUGCUAUUCAUUUUGCUUGUCUCGACAAACCACCGGUCUUAUCUGUAGACCAUCCGAAGUGGCAUGAGCAUACACUUGCUCUGUUUCCAAGUUUGGCUUCCUUUCCUUGCAACCUAUGUGCCUUAACACAUUCAAGCUGUCCAUUCUAUAUAUGUCCCCCUUGUGACUUUGUGGUCCAUAAAAGUUGUAUCAAUUUACCUAGAGUCAUAAGGAUAUCUCGCCAUCCCCAUCGUGUCUCUUUCACCCUUUCUUUUGACCAAGGUGAGUUGUUUUGUGGUGUUUGUCGAAGAAAGAUCGACAGAGACUAUGGAGGGUAUUUUUGCAUCGAGGACGGUUGUUCGUUUGCUGCUCAUUCUAAAUGCGCCACACAGAGCAAUGUGUGGGAUGGUAUAGAGCUUGAAGGAAAGCCAGAAGAAAUAGAAGAAGAAGUUGAGCCGUUUGUGAGGAUAAGCGACGGAAUCAUACAACACUUCAGUCAUCAACAACAUCAUUUGAGCCUUAAUGAGAGCACAUGUAUAGGUUUCGACGAGAAUAGGCAGUGUCAAGCAUGCGUCACGCCAAUCUAUCUCGGUAACUUUUACUCUUGUAUGCAAUGCGAUUAUAUUCUCCACGAAGCUUGUGCAAAUUUUCCUUGCAAACUACAUCACCCGAUACAUCCGCAUCUUCUCAAACUAGUUGGAGGAUAUGACGGUGUUAUAGAAGAUGACAAUAGAUGUUCAAUUUGUAAAUGGUCGUGCAGAGCUGGUUUCUCUUAUCAGUGCAGCAAAGAAGGAUGCCAGUUCCAGCUAGACGUGCAGUGUGCCACAAUUUCUGAGCCAUUAGUCCAUGAAAGUCACAUGCAUCCUUUAUUCCUAACAUCCAAACCAGGAGAGAAAAAGUGGUGCUGUGUUUGCAAAUUUGAACGCACAGACAAAACAUUCAACUGCAUCGAGUGCGAGUUUUCUUUGUGUUUCAGAUGUGCUACUUUACCUCAUACGGUGAGGUAUAAGCAUGAUAACCAUAUGCUCACUCUUUCUUAUGGAAAGGAGGGAAGUACCAUAACGUAUUGGUGAGAAGCUUGCGAGAGAAAAAUAAAUCCGGAGAAACGAUUUUAUAUGUGUGAUGAGUAUUGUUGCGUUACCCUACACAUUGACUGUUUGAUUGGAAAGGAUUUCUACAUGAAGCCUGGUUCAGUGUGGAUCUUAUAUGGUAGAGAGGUAAGUGUUCUACCCAACAAUCAGCAUAUGUCUCGACCUAUUUGCUCCAAAUGUGAGAAACGAUGUCCACAUAAAAUAGUUCUCCAGUGCAAGGGAUUAAUAUUUUGUUCCGAAAUUUGUAUGAUGCUUGGAAAAAAGUAGUCUUGAUGUCAUGCUCCGGUUGUAAUAAAU